UCAUCAUGAAAAUACAUUAUCAGUGACAAAAAGUCCGAAACCAAGACGGGAUAAAGUCAUUGCUGAAAGACUGUAGACGAUAGGCAGUUUGCGCUAGUUAGUUGUUUAAUACUUUGAAACAAAUGAAGAGAGUAAUUUAUAUUGCUCUGCUAUGGCAUAAUAUGUUUGCUAACGCAAAGGAACCAGAGCUGCCUCCGUGUCCAGCAAAUAUACAAUAUUUGCCCCAAAACCUGCCGAUGCAUUGUCGAAUGCCGAUCAGGGUUGACCAGAAAACGCAACCUUUUCAGCUACCUCCAGGAUUCCAAGUCAUUCAGGGGAUGCAGAGCUUGCCGGGAAUGCAGAUGAUGGCAGCCCUCCCGGGACCACCGGCUCCUCAGCAGGUCAUGGCAGGUCCACCACCACCGCCGCAACUUAUGCAACAAUUCCCAGCAAUGCCGGGUUUAGCGGCACCGAUGAUGCCCCAAAAGUUGCCGGUCGUGGUGAUGCCGUACUACUCGCCAGUAUCAACCAAGAAGGAGCCCGAACGCCGACGUCACAGUCGCAAUGGUAGACGUAUGUAUGUAAGUGAUGAAACCAGUGAUGUAGAUUCAAAUGGAUCCCUGUCCGAGGAAGAUGCUAGAUAUAAUACGAGAAGACAUCACAGAGAGAAAAGAAGGAAACUCAAGCUAAAAAAGCAAAUGCUCACACCGCUUCUUCAAUAUGUUACUAAAGAUGGAUACGUGAUAUACGAAAAGAAAAUUUCUAAUGGAGAAGCUAAAAAGUGGCUUAGUAAAGAUGAGAACAAUGACGAUCAUAAUAAUGAAAAAGACUCUCAAGAACGACAUAAGGAACUUAAGAAUGCUAGUAUUAAUGAAUUAAUGAAUAAACAGAAAAUACUGCGUGUUAGAAAAAUGCCUAAAAAAGCCGAGAAGAACUAA
Messenger RNA from Aricia agestis (brown argus), 917 nucleotides. RefSeq lists its product as uncharacterized. The record is from RefSeq and is a predicted model, not a curated record. The transcript has a single exon. The coding region runs from base 123 to 917 and encodes 264 amino acids. NCBI's taxonomy places the organism in Eukaryota, Metazoa, Arthropoda, Insecta, Lepidoptera, Lycaenidae.